AUCAUUUUCUCCGCGUAAGGCGAACACUUUGCACAUGUCGACUUUCCGAGCGACGUUUUAAAACUUUAUUUGCUGGUUUGUAUUCGUUUCUGCUUGAUGUUUGAGUUAUUGACAUUUUCUUCAGCUCGUCUCUGUGUAUAGUGGAACACAUGGAGCCAAAUACGUGGGCUGGACUUCAAGAGACACUCUCUUAACUAGCUUACGAGCUAGCCUAAAAUAAUCGGUUGAUAGGUGAUGAAAAACGGUUGGCACGACCGUUUCAGUUGGUCGUUCGGUUUGCGUAACAUUAGCGUAGUCAGUUUGUGUUGCUCAACGGUCAGCAGGAAUGUCCGCCGAAACGGACAGCGGGGCUCGGCUCUUCCAGUUCAAAAACAAAGGGAAGGACGUGAAUGAGUUGAGGCGCAGGAGAGCUGAAUUAAACGUAGAGCUCCGGAAAGCUAAGAAAGACGAUCAGAUCCUGAAGAGGAGAAAUGUGCAAAGCUCCGUGGAGGAGCCGAGCUCCCCUCUGCAGGAGAAACACCUGAACGCACAGCCUCCUCAGCAUUGGUCUUUGGAGGAGAUAGUAGGAGGAGUAAUCAGUCCUAAUCCAGAACGUCAGCUGCUGGCCACGCAGGCAGCCAGAAAGCUUCUCUCCAAAGAAAAGCAACCACCUGUUGACAGCAUCAUUGCUGCAGGCAUCAUCCCGAGACUUGUAGACUUUCUGGCUCAGUUUGAGUCCCCCCACAUCCAGUUUGAGGCAGCCUGGGCCCUGACUAAUGUUGCCUCAGGGACCUCAGACCAGACGGCUGCUGUAGUGGAGGCGGGGGGCAUCCCAGCCUUCAUCAAGCUGGUUGCAUCACCCCACAAGCACAUCAGCGAGCAGGCCAUUUGGGCUCUGGGCAACAUUGCAGGUGACGGACCCAACGGCCGAGACUUGGUAAUCAGUCAUGGUGUUCUUCAGCCUCUCCUCGCCUUGGUAUUAUCCACUGACCUGUCUGUGUUACCACCUGCCUACCUGCUCAAUGUGGCCUGGACGCUCUCCAACCUGUGUCGACACAAGAACCCCGCCCCUUCCCUGCUGGCCGUUGAGCAGAUGCUUCCAGCUCUGCUGAAGCUCCUCCACCACAAUAACGGUGAGGUCUUGGCCGACACCUGCUGGGCUGUGUCGUAUCUGACCGAUGGCUCCAAUGAGAGGAUAGAGGUGGUGGUGAAGGCUGGAGUCGUCCCUCGUCUUGUACAGCUUCUUGCCUGUGGGGAGCUCUCUGUUGUGACUCCAGCUUUGAGAUCAGUUGGCAACAUUGUAACUGGAACCGAUGAGCAGACCCAGUGUGUGCUGAACGCAGGUGCCCUGGCAAUGUUCCCGGGCCUGCUGAGACACCACAAGCCCGGCGUCCAGAAAGAAGCGGCCUGGACGGUGUCCAACAUCAGUGCCGGCAAGAGCAGCCAGAUUCAGGAAGUUAUUAAUGUGGGCCUGGUACCGAUCCUGGUGGAGGUCCUUCAGCAGGGGGAUUACAAGACCCAGAAUGAGGCUGUGUGGGCUGUUACCAAUUACACCAGCGGUGGAACAGUAGACCAAGUGGCCUACCUCGUCCACUGCAAUGUGCUGGAGCCUCUGUUCAACCUGUUGACUGUGAAAGACAGCAAGAUGACCCUGGUGAUCCUGGAAGCUGUCUCCAACAUUUUACAGAUGGCCCAAAGCACUGGUGAGGUGGAGAGAAUGUGCCAGAUGAUUGAAGAGUUGGGCGGUCUGGACAAGAUCGAGGCUCUACAGACACAUGACAACGAAGCUGUCUACAAGUCCGCCCUGAACCUUAUUGACAAGUUCUUCUCUGAAGAGAAUGUAGACGGGUCUCUGGUUCCAGAUGCAAGCACGGACUGCUACGCCUUCUACAUCCCUGAAGACCAAAGCACCUUCCAGUUUUAACUUGUUCACUGUAGUUUCUGACACCAAAAACUUGACAUUUUUAGACUUUUGAAAAAUAUUUGUAAAUAAAUGUUAUUCCUUUUAA
Molecule: messenger RNA, 1988 nt
Organism: Girardinichthys multiradiatus
Lineage: Eukaryota; Metazoa; Chordata; Actinopteri; Cyprinodontiformes; Goodeidae
Product: importin subunit alpha-1-like
Exons: 10
Coding region: 326-1903 (525 amino acids)
Biological process (GO): NLS-bearing protein import into nucleus
Cellular component (GO): nucleus; cytoplasm
Molecular function (GO): nuclear import signal receptor activity; protein binding
Source: RefSeq, a predicted model, not a curated record